CUCACCACGCUGCCUGCACUGACGCCUGACUGCUCGCCUGCCCCCUCAUGCUGCUGAGCGGACACUCCUCGGCUCCUCCAGGCAGCAGUCCCCAGCCGCUGGACUCCACAAGAAGCGUCCGGGCAGAGCCUCCCCGCAGCGGCAGCAUCAGUGGCAGAGGGAGCCCCCCAGCAGCCUCCAGCACGGGACAGCAAUGCGCCGGCAGCAUGGCCAAAUGGAUCAAGGAACACCUGGGCUUCAAAAGCUCCAAGCCGCCGCCUCCUGCCCCUCCUAAACCGGACUACAGGCAGUGCCAGGCUGGGGGGCACCACCAUCACCACCACCACUCCGCAGUGCCCCAGUUCCCUGUCACCCCAGCAGGACAGCCGGACAUCCUGGCGGCAUAUAAGCUGCAGAAGGAGAGAGACUUUGAGGAUCCCUACACUACUUCUAGUGCCACAGGUUCCAGUGCCCCUAUGAACUCCUCCAUAGUGCCCACUGCGCCUCCUGCGCCCACUGCCCAGUCCCCCUCCUCACCUUCUCCUGAAGUGAAGUAUGUGUCUCCUAAGCACAGGCUCAUCAAGGUGGACACUGGGGAGAAAGGAGGUUCAAGCCCCACCAAUAGCUCUAACCCUACUUCAAGUUCCUCCAGCUCUGGAGGAACCUCUCUGAAGUCUCCUCCUGCUGCAUCUGUGGCCCCUCAGCUGGAGGAAUGCAAACAGGACAAAGUAAUCAUUCUUGAAGACUAUGCAGACCCAUUUGAUGCUAAGCAAGGCCCAGGAAGCCAGACAACUGCAGAAAUAGUGACUGAGAAUGAUGGCUAUAUGGAGCCAUAUGAAGCUCAGAAAAUGAUGGCAGAAAUUCGCAGAAGGGGAUCCAAAGAUUUGCCUUGUAAACCCUUACAUUUAUAUGACACACCAUAUGAACCAUCAGAAAAUGGAUUUGAAUCAGAAGGUGAAAAAUCAUCUGGUCAACGGCCACGGGAGUCUAGGCUGCCACAGGAUGAUGAGCGGCCUCCAGAAGAGUAUGACCAGCCUUGGGAAUGGAAGAAAGAGCGAAUUUCUAAGGCAUUUGCAGUUGAGAUUAAAGUAAUCAAAGAUCUUCCUUGGCCUCCACCAGUUGGACAGCUGAACAGCAGUACAAACACCCAAGAAAGUGAUGUGAGCACUUCGUUCUCCCAGCAGCCUCCAUCUUCUCCUCACUUAACAUCCCAGAACAGCCUUGAAGACAGCAAUGACGAUGAUGAUGAUGAUAAAACAGGCAUGUCACCAUCCAGAGAGGAAAAACUCAGGCACAUGCACAGACACUCAGCUGGGAACUUGAAGGCUGUCAAGAAUCCAAGUUUAGAACAAAUCAGCUCAGUGGGAGAAAGAAUAGAUCCUUCACUGCCAUUAGAGAGUCAAUUCUGGUACCACGGCACAAUCAGUCGCACUGAUGCAGAGUGUCUCCUGAGGCUGAGCAAAGAAGCAAGUUACCUCGUGCGAAACAGCGAAACCAGCAAGAUUGACUUUUCCUUAUCACUGAAGAGCAGCCAAGGAUUCAUGCACAUGAAGCUCUCACGUACCAAAGAAAACCAAUAUGUCCUGGGACAGAACAGUCCACCUUUUGACAGCGUACCAGAAAUAAUCCACUACUAUACCAGCCGCAAGUUACCAAUUAAAGGCGCUGAACACAUGUCACUGCUUUACCCUGUUGCAAUACGGACAUUGUAACAGCAAGCAUUAGGAUGUUUAGAAGAUUGUCAAGAGAGGACCCAUCAACGACAUGUGGAUUUUUAUUAGUCUCACCCAAACAUUGACAGAAAUUACCAUCACCAACACAACAAAAUGGGAAAAAAAAAAUCCAACCUUGAUUUUAUAGAUUUUAAUUUUCUUCUCAUAGUUGUAGUGAAUGGAGCUAGAGGACAUAGAAACUUUUGCGUCGGUACUUUCUUAGUGGAUAAUAUAUAGUAUAAGCAAUACUGGCUGGUUUUUGCUUACUUUAUAUCACCAAACUGCCAAGAAUUAAUGAAACAAUAGUCCAGCUAAAUGGACACCAACCUGUUCUUAUAUGUAAGGAGGUCCUGGACUGUAAUGACCUGAAUGUUGCAAUACGUCUAUAUACAAUAUUAAAUGCUUGUUAUUUAAAAUAAAACAAAAUGCAUUUCCCAGUAUUUCUCUCUACAACAAAGUUAUCAGUUUGGGAAUUUGAAUCCUGUCUGCAGUGUGUGCGAGUGUGUGUAACAAUAUUUCAUCAGCAAUACUGUAUAAUGUUGUCAAGGUGUGAAGAGGCCAAGUAAAUGGAGCAGAUUAUAGAACCCUCAUCCAUUUCUGUUGGACAAAAAGAAGGCAAUAACAACAUAUAGGUUUAUUUUUGUACAUAAGGCCUCCAUUGAGAGUCACAUCCUUAUGCCUUAUUCACACGUCAGUGUUUUGAUCAGUGGUUUCAUCAGUAGGGUUAAGCAAACCCGAACUGCAAAGUUUGGGUUCGUACUGAACUUUGCAAGUUUGGGUACCCGUACCCGAACCCAGACUUUUUCACUGAAGUUUGGUGUUCAGGUAAUUUUAUA
Bufo gargarizans (Asiatic toad) is the source of this 2527-nucleotide messenger RNA. It is a transcript of the gene SHF, whose product is annotated as Src homology 2 domain containing F. Bases 48 to 1691 code for a protein of 547 amino acids. The transcript is spliced from 7 exons. Lineage: Eukaryota; Metazoa; Chordata; Amphibia; Anura; Bufonidae. The record is from RefSeq and is a predicted model, not a curated record. Gene Ontology annotation, molecular function: phosphotyrosine residue binding.